AUGACGCGAGACGAGGGAAGGAUCGAGGUCCCCGAAGUCCCGGCGAAGUCGUACGCGUUCGAGCUGGACACGUUUCAGCAAAAGGCGGUGGAGUGCUUGGAGCGGGGGGAGUCGGUGCUGGUGAGCGCGCACACGUCGGCGGGGAAGACGGUGGUGGCGGAAUACGCGAUCGCGAUGGCGAUACGAGACGGACAGCGCGUGGUGUACACGUCACCGUUGAAGGCGCUGAGUAAUCAAAAGUAUCGCGAGCUGAAGGAGGAGUUUGAGGACGUGGGAUUGAUGACGGGGGACGUGGUGAUAAAUCCGAGCGCGUCGUGCCUGGUGAUGACGACGGAGGUUUUGCGAUCGAUGCUGUAUCGGGGAGGGGAGGUGAUGCGCGAGGUUGGGUGGGUGAUUUAUGAUGAGAUUCAUUACAUGCGGGACAGCGAGCGAGGGGUGGUUUGGGAGGAGUCCAUCGUGUUGUUGCCGGACAUGGUCAAGUACGUGUUUCUAUCGGCGACGAUUCCGAACGCUCGAGAGUUCGCGGAGUGGGUGUGCAAGACGCAUAAUCAACCGUGUCACAUCGUGUACACUGACUUUCGUCCGACGCCGUUGGAGCAUUACGUCUUCCCGGCGAACGGAGAGGGGAUAUUUUUAGUCAUGGAUCGGCAGUCCAAGUUCAGGGACAGCAAUUUCGAGCAAGCCGUCACCGUCAUCGCCGACGGCGGCGGCGCGGCGGCGGCACGCGUGGCCAAUCGAGCGCGAGGUGAUGAUGGAAAAAAGGAGGCAGUUAACCAGGACAUCUUUAAAAUCAUCCGUAUGGUCGUCGAGCGCAACUACGAUCCUGUGAUUGUGUUCGCGUUCAACAAACACGAGUGCGAAAAGAUGGCUAACUCAUUACACAAAGUUGAUUUGUGCGACGAAGACGAGAAAAAGCUCAUCGACACGAUUUAUUGGAACGCCAUGGACUCGUUGUCGGACGAAGACAAACGAUUGCCUCAAGUCGCAAAUUUGCCAAACCUUUUACGACGAGGUUUGGGUGUGCACCACUCGGGACUGCUGCCGAUUUUGAAGGAGGUGAUCGAGAUUUUAUUCCAGGAAGGCUUGAUCAAAGUGCUCUUCGCCACGGAGACCAUGUCGGUGGGACUGAACAUGCCGGCUCGCACGGUCGUGUUUUGCUCUCCUCGAAAGUUCGACGGCGCUGGUUUUCGUUGGAUCACGUCUGGCGAGUACAUUCAAAUGUCUGGUCGAGCCGGUCGUCGCGGCAAGGACGACCGCGGUUUGGUAAUCUUGAUGAUGGAUGAGCGUAUGGAUCCGCCGGUGGCGAAGAACAUGUUACACGGGCAAUCUGAUACUCUUGAUAGCGCAUUUCACUUGAACUACGCAAUGAUUUUGAACCUGAUGCGCGUCGAAGGUGCUGAGCCAGAGUCGCUCAUUCAAUCGUCGUUUGCGCAAUUCCAAAACGAUCGCGCGUUGCCGGGUCUGGAGGCGAAGAUUGUCGAGAUACAGAAGGAUCGGGACGCGGUGAAGAUUCACGACGAAGACAGCGUCGACGAGUAUGUCAAGCUCAAAGACGGCCUCGAUGCCAUGAUUCGAGAACGUCGUGUCGUCACCAACACUCCAACGCACGCGGUGCCGUUUUUGCAGCCUGGUCGAUUGGUGCGCCCGGGUGAAGAGGACGUCGUUUGGGGCAUGAUUGUGUCUUUCGAGCGCAUCGGUGGCGGUGGAAAAUCUGGGAAAGCGGCGUACGGGGUCGACGUUCUGGUGCGCACGCGCGAGAAUAGUGACGGUAAGACUCCGUUAUCAUCAAAGAGUAAAAACGAUAGAUACGAGUUUUUGAAUGCGAACGAGGAGGACGAUUCGUCGGAGCCGCGGGUGAUUCGAGUGCCCCUCGAGCAGCUCGAUGUAUUGAGCAGCGUUCGCGUAUACUUGCCGAAAGACUUGCAUCCACGCGAGGCGAGAGAUCAGUGCAUUAGCAGUGUGGGGGAGGUCAUCAAGCGGUUCCCUGAUGGCGUGCCGGUUUUGGAUGCCACGCGAGAUCUGAAGAUCGAUAGUGAAAACUUCUCCAAGCUCUUAAAGCGAAUCGACGGCAUCAAGUCGAUGAUGAAGAAGCACCCCGUCGCCUCAAGUGAAAGGCUCGUCGAACAGCUCUCAGCGCACAAGAGAAAACGUGAGCUCUCCAUCGCACUGAAGCAGGCGAAGAAAAACGCAAAGGCUGCCGCUGGACUGAUCAUGCGCAAUGAGCUGAAGCAGAUGCGUCGCGUGCUCAAACGACUCGGGCACACGAGCGCUGAGGGCGUGGUACAAACGAAGGGAAGAGUGGCGUGCGAACUCGCCUCGGUCGACGAGCUCGUCACCGCGGAGCUCAUCUUCAACGGUAUGUUCAAAGAAGUCGAUGUUGAUAUGCUCGUCGCUUUGGUUUCGUGCUUGGUGUGGCGCGAGAAGUCGCGCAACACACCCAAGCUUAGCGAAGAAACCGCGGAAGUGUUUUCGCGCCUGAAGGAUGUUGCGCGCAAAGUCGGGAAACAAAUGAUGGAGUGUAGGAUGAGCGUGGACGUCGAAGAGUACGUAGAGGGCUUUAGGAGCGAGCUCAUGGAAAUCAUGCUCGCGUGGUGCAAAGGGAAUAAAUUUGCAGAGAUUAUGAAAAUGACAGAUUUGUUCGAAGGUUCCAUAGUGCGCGCCAUUCGGCGUGUCGAGGAGGUUUUGCGCCAACUGUCUGACGCGUGUCGGGUCAUAGGCGAGACUGAACUUCAAGAAAAGUUCACAAUCGCGAGCGAAAAAGUGAAACGCGACAUAGUGUUCGUCGCGAGCUUGUUCCUUUAG
Ostreococcus lucimarinus CCE9901 is the source of this 2802-nucleotide messenger RNA. RefSeq lists its product with no specific name. The transcript has 2 exons. Lineage: Eukaryota; Viridiplantae; Chlorophyta; Mamiellophyceae; Mamiellales; Bathycoccaceae. Bases 1 to 2802 code for a protein of 933 amino acids. The record is from RefSeq and is a predicted model, not a curated record. Gene Ontology annotation, cellular component: nucleus. Gene Ontology annotation, molecular function: RNA helicase activity; ATP binding; RNA binding. Gene Ontology annotation, biological process: RNA catabolic process; maturation of 5.8S rRNA.